UUUUUCUUCUACAGUCUCAAGAAAACAAAACCCUCCGCCGCCGCAACCACCAAACAUUUUCUAGGGUUUUAUCAAAAUCACACCACCACAGCCACCGCCGCUGCCGUCGAUGGAUUUAAAACAAAACUAGAUCACCAAAAUCACUCCAAAGCUAUCAUAGUCUAAGUAUUUUAGUGAUGUUUGUUUGAUUCGAACAAAAAUGGUGACUAUGAACUCUUUUGAUCUCUUAGGAGAUGUUGAUAAUGAAGAUCCAUCACAACUUCUUGAGUUACUUCAACAAAAGAUCAAAUCUAAGAAGUUAUCAUCUGUUGUUCCUGAUGCUGAUGAAGUUUCUGCUGCUGCUAAGUUUCCUUCACAUGCUGUGAAGGAGAGGAGAGAAGGUUAUUCAGGGCCACGAGAUCGGGAACGUGGGGGUACUGGACGUGGUAGGGGAGGACGUGGAAGUGGUUUUGGUGGUAGGAAUUCUUACAGCAAUGAAAAUUCUGAUGGGUACACACCUAAUGAUUCAGAAUUGGAGAAGGAUUCAAGAAACCCCUUUGAUAGGGAGCACGGUAUGCGUCAUGGACCAGGUCCAUAUAGGCCUAUUCGUGGUGGUCUAAACACAUGGGGUGACCCUUUUGAUGGUGGAAAUCGUGAUAGAAGAAUCAGGAAUAGGUGGGGGGGUUCGAGGAAGCAGUAUUCCCACGGCAACUCGGCAACAGCCCAUGACCAGCCUGAAGAAAAACAUGAGGACCUUGUUGCGGAAAUGAAGGAAAUUAUUUCUGAUGAGGUGGAGCAGAUUGAUGCACCAGCAUCUGAAGCAAUUAAUGACUGGGAGGAGUCCAAAACUAACGAGGAGAAGGAAGCCGAGACCAAGAAAGCCGAGGCGGCGGCCAAGAAAGCUGAGGAGGAGGCCAAGAAAGCUGAGGAGGAAGCUUCCAAGAAAGCCGAGGAGGAGGCCAAGAAAGCUGAGGAAGAGGCCAGGAGAGCCGAGGAAGAAAAGAAGAUGACUCUAGAGGAGUAUGAAAAGGUACUUGAAGAGAAGAGAAAAGUUCUAGUUGCAAUGAAGGCUGAAGAGAGGAAAGUUGAGUUGGACAAGUCGUUUGAGUCUAUGAAGCUGCUUAAGAAAGGAAAAGAAGAAAUUUUCGUCAAGCUGGGCUCUGACAAGAAUUCAGGAAAACGAAGAGAAGAUGGUGAUCGUGAGGAGAAAGUCAAAAAGUCUGUUAGCAUCAUUGAGUUCCUGAAACCAGCUGAGGGUGAAAGGAGAAACUAUAGAUCUGGAGGUGGUCGACGCGACAGGGGUGAAGGUGAUCGUGGUGCCACCAGAGGCCGUGGUAGGGGUCAUAACAACAACAAUGCAAGAUCAUCACCUGAUGGUCCAUCUAUUGGUGAUAUCAGUCUCUUUCCCUCAUUGGGUGGAAAAUAGACGCACAUAUUUCAUCUUACACCCAACUCUUUGUUUUGUGGGCUACCUACCCACCACAUACAUUUGCCACGGAAGUUUUGUAGAGUUGGGUUAGGUGGUUAGAAGAAUUUGAGGUUCUCUUGAUCCUACUUUUAGGUUAUGAAAGAUUUUUAUAUUAGUUUAGUGAUACAUCUGUGAUCACAAAUAUUUAAGUACCUCUUUAGUUUAUUUAUUUAUCUGCUUACGGUUGGCAGCAGCACAGUUCAGAUUAUAAAACCUCUCUUUAACUAGUCGGAUUUUAAGCAUAUCUAGCUCUAUUGUCUUC
This is a messenger RNA of Papaver somniferum (opium poppy), 1709 nucleotides long. RefSeq names its product RGG repeats nuclear RNA binding protein C-like. Gene Ontology annotation, molecular function: RNA binding. The record is from RefSeq and is a predicted model, not a curated record. NCBI's taxonomy places the organism in Eukaryota, Viridiplantae, Streptophyta, Magnoliopsida, Ranunculales, Papaveraceae. The transcript is spliced from 6 exons. Bases 200 to 1405 code for a protein of 401 amino acids. Gene Ontology annotation, cellular component: cytoplasm; nucleus.